AAGAGCUCCACGAUCCCACGAGGGUUCGCGCUCAUCGCUAUCCAUCGUCUCGGAGAAGCGCAACGACGCCGGUCAAGAAGGCAGCAGCGCAUGCGGCAGGUCUGCAGGCUCUCUACUUCGCGUCUGCUGGACUUCCGACAUGAGCGAGACCGCGCCCUCGGAAGCGCAACGCGAAGCGUGCACUUCGCAACAAGAAGGAGUCAGCCUUCUGACGGGCUUCAUGACUGCCGCAGCGCACAAGGCGAUCCAGGAGAACAUCUACGUCAUCCUGGGCCACGGUGCCCUCCAGCGUCGCGUCCUCUUCACCGGCAUGCUGUCCGUGGUGGUGCUGCUGCUCCACGCGCUGGCCGACCAGCUCGUCGCGCGCGAAUUCCGCCACUGGUGCGCUCCGCCCUCCGAGCUGCAGGACCUGCCCACGGACGCCUGGAAGAACGCAGCCAUCCCGCUGGGUCCCGACGGCGAGCCCAGCCAGUGCGACGUCUACGACCCGCCGUUAUCGUUUUUGCUACCGCAGAAGGGCGCCGACCAACGACGGCACGUGGCACACUGUAAGAAGUGGGCGUACGACACCAGUGACUCAGACGACAGCAUCGUGAGCCGAUGGGACUUGGUCUGCGACAGAGACUGGCUGCUUAAGCUCUCCAAGACCGUGUACGUGAUGGGUGCCGUGCUGUUUGUGCCGGCGGCUGGACUCUUGGCGGACAGAUUCGGACGCCGGCCCGCCAUCGUGGGAAACGCCGUAGGCGCCCUUUUGUUCAGCGUGGGAGCCUUCAUAUCGGAGAGGUUCACCAUGUUCGUCGUCAGCCGGUUCUUCGUGUCGGCCUGCAGCUGCUCGGCGCAGGUGCUAGUGUUCAUCCUGCUCUACGAGGUGACCGGCAACGAACGGCGCGCCCUCUACGGACUGUUGGACACGGCCGUGGGAACCACGCUGCUCGAGCUUUCAGUCCACCUGCUGUCCGCUCUCGAGCCGCAGUGGUACCAGGCUCACAGCAUCCUGAUCCUACCCACGGCCAUGCUAGUCUUCUGGUGCUACUUGAUCGAGGAGUCGCCCAGCUGGCUCCUGGUGGCGUGGAACGCACGGCACGCCGAUGAGAUAAUCUUGCUGUCUGCCGCUUUGAAUGGCGUAGACAUAAACAAGGCGCACGCCUCGUUGAAGGCCCUCAGGAAGCAGAUAUCGAAAAACGAACGGAUGGCGGCCACCACCGUGACGACCAUGGCCGAAGGCUACAUCCAGUCGGUCCUGUUUCGGCGGCGCAUGGCGGCCGUGCUCCUGUCGUGGUUCAGUGUCAACUUCACCUACUACGGACACGUACUCCGCGCCGUCAGCAGCAACCACCUGUGGCACGUCGCGCAAGCGGUCACGCAAGCCGGCCUCUACUACGUCGUGUGGCGCAUUCUGCACCGUCACGGCCAGCGCGAGACGCUCUCCGUUUUGCUCGCCGUGCUCUGUCUCCUCACGGCGCUCAAGGGUAGCGUGCUGCUGCUCGACGCCCACUCGCUCGGCACCCUGAUGGAAGCGCUCGUGGAGAGCGUCUCUUCGACGGCGCUCAGCCUCAACUACGGCUACACCGCCGACGUGUUUCCCACAAUCAGCCGGAGCCUGGGCCUGUGCAUCGCGUACGCGUUCGGGCGCCUCGGAGUGCUGGCGGUCAUCACUCUCUCGCAAGUGGCCGGCAGCGAAGGCGACGCCGCCAUCAGCCUCAUAAUGAUGAUCUUCGUGCUGCUGAGCGUGAUGGCCAUCCAGUCGCUGCCGGAGGCCUUCGUGGAGAAGGGCAAGGAGCAGCAGCCAAGGUCAUCGAUGAGCGAGACUGAACGCAAGGCGGUCAUCCAGGCGUCCCUGUCACCCAUGACUCCGCCGACUCCGCCCAGACAUGACAGGCGUUCUCGCAGGAAGUCGAGGACGUCUGCCAGGCCGUCAAUGUCUAGCGUGUCGCCGCGUGACAAACGCAAGACUUCCGGGCGUUCGGAAGGCGUCGAGGAACCCUGACUGCGAGAACGUGUGUUGAGCAAUGUUCUUCGAUUCUGAGACGCCGACGACGUGGACGCUUCACAACUGUGUUUAGCUAAAUAUAUAAUUAUUAUUGACAAUCGUUCAGUCAUCAAUGCAAAUUUUUUUUUUCUGAGAGAGUUAACGUUUCCGUACACGUACAUGGUUUCAUUCGAUGUAUCACCUGUGCGCUAUCCGCAAUGUACGCUAUUAGUGCCCCAGCACUUUUCGAGUUGACCAAAUGGUUGGCUCGACGCUUCGAAGCAGCAUUGCGUGGAAGGCAUCGGUUGGCAAGGAUGCAAAACGGACGAUCUAGCUUUCAUUCUUAAAGGCUCUAGUCAAUUGUUCUGUGUCCAAUGUAUCUCAGGCGCUGGUGUUUCACCGUGUCCGAGGACAACGGUCGGUGGCGAUGAAGGCGAAAUGAAGGCAAAGCUCUCGCAUUGCUCGCUAUGAAUGUCCAAAGACUGUAGGCACACCACUGGAAUUCGUAAUACGUGCCGCAAUAACACGGACGCAGGGAGAUGGCAACACGGACGCUGGGAGAGCCAACUGGCAAUGCUUCAUUCAAUCAUAUACUUGUACACGGCUAUGCUUCAGCGGUCUUGCUCUGCGUCUUUGUAUGCAGUUCCAAUUUUGCGUGUCACACGACGCGGGACACGCAGCACGUGGAAACCAGCAAUAAACAUUU
Messenger RNA from Dermacentor andersoni, 2675 nucleotides. The record is from RefSeq and is a predicted model, not a curated record. Lineage: Eukaryota; Metazoa; Arthropoda; Arachnida; Ixodida; Ixodidae.